Messenger RNA from Drosophila rhopaloa, 1336 nucleotides. RefSeq names its product persulfide dioxygenase ETHE1, mitochondrial. Gene Ontology annotation, molecular function: sulfur dioxygenase activity. NCBI's taxonomy places the organism in Eukaryota, Metazoa, Arthropoda, Insecta, Diptera, Drosophilidae. The transcript has 5 exons. Gene Ontology annotation, biological process: glutathione metabolic process; hydrogen sulfide metabolic process. Bases 395 to 1234 code for a protein of 279 amino acids. The record is from RefSeq and is a predicted model, not a curated record.
UAAUUCAACUCAGUAAAACUCAACACUUCAGCUGAUGUGCCGCUGAAAUUUCUCUGUGUUCACCAAACUUUUGUUUAUUAUUGUGUAAAUUGUCCACAAUUGUUUAUUGCUUGUAUAUAAAUUCCGGUACGCGAGUGAUAUACUUUACCUCUGAUCAAGUGUAAUAUUUGUGAUAAUCGAAAGACUGUAAUCGAAACAACAAAAAGUGCUCAAUUAUCAGUAAUUUAAUAAAAUUAGGAACUUUAUCAGAUUCCAUUGGUCAGCUCAAUACUGAUUAACUUCUAAUAAGUAAGCCCCACAAAACAGUUAUCAAGUGAAACGUUUAGUGGGUAAAAGUCUAAACGGGCCAAACAAUUACACACGAACCUCAAAUAGAUAGAAAUACGAGCACAAAAUGCGAGUAGUGGGAUCCAGUAUGCUGUCAGCCCUCAAACGACUAUCAACGCGAAAGCCCCCAACGUUGGUCAGUAAUAUCAGAUCUUUGAGCUCUUUUGGAACCAUGAGCCUACCUGAACGACAGCCUUUUUCUCCAGACUUCUUCUUCCGCCAACUUUUUGAUGGAGAAAGUAGCACCUAUAGUUACCUUUUGGCGGAUCUGAAGAAUGGAGAUGCCGUGAUUAUUGAUCCGGUGCUGGAACAGGCGAAACGGGAUGCCCAGUUGGUCAAGGAUCUGGGUUUUCAGUUAAAGUAUGCCAUCAACACCCAUAUGCAUGCGGAUCACAUAACUGGCAGCGGUUGGCUGAGGAAGUUGACGGGGUGUCAGACGGUAAUUGCCGCCGCCAGUGGAGCAAAAGCGGAUCGUCACCUGAAGGAGGGAGAUCGCAUAGAUUUCGGCACCCAUGUGAUAGACACUUUGGCCACACCGGGACACACAAAUGGCUGCAUGAGUUAUGUGAUCAAGGAUCAGGGUUGUAUCUUCACCGGGGAUACCGUCCUAAUUCGAGGUUGCGGACGCACUGAUUUCCAGGAGGGCUGUCCACGUAAUCUAUACGAUAAUGUGCAUUGCAAGAUCUUUACUCUCCCAGAGAACUUUCGCAUCUAUCCGGCGCACGACUACAAGGGUCAAUUGGAAAGCAGUGUGUGGGAGGAGAAGCGCUAUAACCCCAGACUGACUAAGGAUAUCGAAGAGUUUGUCAAAAUCAUGGACACCCUAAACUUGCCAUAUCCCAAGAAAAUAGAUGUUUCGGUACCCGCCAAUCGAGAGUGCGGAGUGUACGACAUACCCAAGGAGUAAACCCAACCCCUGAAUACCUUAUAUGCAGCUUAUAUGAUAAUGUUUCUCAAAGAGAUUUGUAAUCUUUAAAAUAAAUAUAUGUAUAUUUCUUAUCAAAAUCAA